This is a messenger RNA of Ascochyta rabiei, 1395 nucleotides long. RefSeq lists its product as uncharacterized. Bases 1 to 1395 code for a protein of 464 amino acids. The transcript has a single exon. The record is from RefSeq and is a predicted model, not a curated record. Gene Ontology annotation, biological process: maturation of SSU-rRNA. NCBI's taxonomy places the organism in Eukaryota, Fungi, Ascomycota, Dothideomycetes, Pleosporales, Didymellaceae. Gene Ontology annotation, cellular component: 90S preribosome; nucleus.
AUGGCCAAACGCAAGCGUUCCGAAGCCUCGCCAGCGCUCUCUGACACUCAAACGGCCUCCGACCGACUCUUCAAACGCCAGCAGAAGCAAAUCCUCGCCCGCCUUACCGCCGCGCAAAAGUCUCUUGUAGCAGCCCUCCGCCUCGGCGCAGGAUUCGAGCGCCAAAAGCACAGUCGCCGCAAGAAGACAGCAUCUCAAAAGAGAGACACAAAAGCGCUGUCGCGUAUCGACGAUGAAUACAGGGUGCUGAAGGCGCUGGAUCUGGAAAAAGUUGCCGAGCAGCAUGUGAGGAGGACGAUUGCCAAAGUGAAGAGCUUGAAGGAUCAUGAGGCACUGCCGGAGAGCGUGAAAGAGAUUGAAAAAGGAGAUAACAAUGCUGCGCGGCUGAAUGUGCUGGCGAGGUUGUAUAAGGUGGUUGCGGUGAAGAAGGAGGUAGAUGCUCUGAUCGACGACCUGAAGGAAAUCGUUGGUAGUGAAGCGAGUGCCAUGAAGACUGAAGGUGUUGGGAAAGCGCAAGUUAGAGAGAAGGAGAAGAAGCGGAAGGUUGGGGAGAAGGCGGAUGUCGAUAUGUUGGAUAUCAGCGACGAGGACGGUGUUGCAGCCAAACUAUUCAGCGCGCGGAUAGCAGCGCCAUCUUCUGGAGACGAGAGCGACGGAGACUUGUCUGAUGACGAGCGGCCACCCAGUAUAGGCGACAGUGACAGCGAGCACGAUCCAGACGCUGACCUCGAAGUUGCGAGCGACUCUUCUGAAGCUGAAUCUUUCGAUGGCUUCAGCAACUCAAACUCAGACAUACCCGCAAACCGUUCGAUAGCACCUCCCUCCGACCUCUCGGGCUCCGAAUCUGCCCCCGAAUCUGAAACGUCCGUCUCCAUAACCACCGAAAGAAACCCCAAAAUCCCCAAAAUCGCAUCCAAACCUACAGCCUCCGAGUUUCUUCCUGCUCUUAAUCACGCCGCCUACUUUUCGGGCGACGAGUCCGCUUCCUCGCUCGACGAAAAACCGCGCAAGAAUCGUCGCGGUCAGCGCGCGCGUCAGAAAAUCGCCGAGGCAAAAUACGGCAAAGCAGCCAAACAUGUGGAGAAGAACGAGCGCAAGCAAGGCUGGGAUGCCAAGCGGGGCGCUGUCAGCAACGAAGCAGCACGAGGUAGCAACAGGAAGGACAGGAGGGCGGCGGAGAAGGGUCUUAAGGCCAAGGGCGGUAGGGGACCGAUAAUCAGUGGAGAGAAUGCGGCGCCACUGGGCCAGAAGCGAACGGCAGCUGCACCGAAGAAGGACGAUCUGGGGACGCUGCACCCGUCGUGGGCGGCGGCGAAGGCGGCAAAGGAGAGCAAGAAAUUGAAGAUUGAUCUCGGGGGUGUGAAGGGCGCGAGUAAGAAGAUCACGUUUGACUGA